AACCCCGCGAUUGUUCUAGACGGUAGCUCCAUUCUCCCGAAAUUUCCACUCUCUGCUUUUUUAUAUCCCACAAUUUUCUCACUAACCAAGCAAUCAGUCGCUGCAAAUCUCUCGUCCUACCAAACGCUUUCCCGCGCUAAUCAAACAACUUUCUUCAUAUUUUUGUGCUUGCGAAUUCUCAAUCUUUGGUGAAAAAUGAGCCGAGCAGCGGAUUUGAGUGCGUUCGAAGUGGUGAACCAGCUGCUGAACUUCCCAGAGGCCAUUGAGAAGCUCAUGUUUCCGUCUCGGGCUCACGAGACCGGUAACGAUAACAAAGGUGUGUCCAGCAUUCCGGUUGACAUUUUGGACACUCCCAAGGAGUACAUAUUUUUCUUGGAUGUGCCUGGCCUAUCCAAAUCUGACAUUCAGGUGACGGUUGAAGACGAGAACACUCUGGUGAUCCGGAGCAAUGGGAAGAGAAAGCGCGAAGACGGUGAGGAGGAGGGGUGCAAGUAUAUCAGGCUGGAGAGGAGAGCGGCCCAGAAGCUACUGAGGAAGUUCCGGUUGCCCGACAAUGCCAAUGUAGGAGCCAUUAAUGCGAAAUGUGAGAACGGGGUUCUGACUGUGGUGGUUGAGAAGCUUCCUCCCCCUCCCAAGCCCAAGACUGUUAAAGUCUCCAUCUCCUGAAGCGGAUAGGGCAACAUAAAUAGAGAAACACGAGCUGGAUUUCACGUGUAGGUUCUAGUUCUAGCGUUUAGGGUUUUCUCUGUUAGGGCUACAAUAUGGAUGCUACUCUGUUAGUGCUGUAUGUUGGAAAGACUGGCUGAACUUGGAGUUGUUAGGGUUUUACGUUCCUCGUGUUGUUUUGGAGAUUAUUCAACAAGCGUCUAUUUCUGUUUUA
Malus domestica (apple) is the source of this 880-nucleotide messenger RNA. Its product is annotated as 17.4 kDa class III heat shock protein. Lineage: Eukaryota; Viridiplantae; Streptophyta; Magnoliopsida; Rosales; Rosaceae. Gene Ontology annotation, biological process: response to salt stress; protein complex oligomerization; response to hydrogen peroxide. The record is from RefSeq and is a predicted model, not a curated record.